GCUCUGCUGCGCACCGCCGACUGGAGGCAGAGCGCCGCUAUUCCUCUCUCCUCUCUCCUCUCUUUUCGCCGAGGGAGCAGCAGAACUACAACAAACCUGAUCUCCGAGUCCGAUGGUCUAUUUCUCACCCUUAAAGCAACUACUUUCAGGCUGGAAUUCCGCAACAGACGCUAGUGGGGAAUCUGAAAGAAAGUGGGAAGAAAACGACCCAGAGAAAGAAAGCGGACGGCUGCGUUCAGCAUCCUGCCUUCGCAUCUCCUCCUCACCUCUCCAGAAGACUCCGGGCUCUCCCACCCUGAAGGUCUCCCCAGUGUUUGUCCCGAGAAGCGUCCCUUUAUUUGCCGUCUCUGUGUGGGAACUUCAACCCCAUUUCUGAGCUGCUGGAAGGAAUCCGAGGAAGAUCCCGAGAGCUGGCCGCCGGACGCUGUGAUUUUGCUCUUCCCGACGCAGGCGGCGCAUCACCGCGUGAAAAGGACUGGAAAUUAUUAAUCCCGCACACACCGCCGUACCGCAUGGUGGGAAUUUCUGCCUCCUUUCAGUAUCGCACUGGGAAGCGCUCCACCAUGCCCGACUCACCUGCGGAUGUCAAGGCACAGUCCAGGUUGACGCCCCCUACCAUGCCGCCUCCACCCAGUACACAAGGGGCUCCCCGAAACAGCUCCUAUACGCCCACCACACUGACAAAUGGCAGUAGCCACUCCCCGACGGCCCUCAACGGCGCGCCCUCUCCUCCCAACGGCUACAGCAACGGCCCCAGCUCUUCGUCCUCGUCUUCGCUGGCCAACCAGCAGCUGCCGCCGGCUUGCGGAGCCCGGCAGCUCAGCAAGCUCAAGCGUUUCCUCACGACCCUACAGCAGUUUGGGAACGACAUCUCACCGGAAAUUGGCGAGCGGGUCCGCACGCUGGUGCUGGGACUGGUGAAUUCCACGCUAACCAUCGAGGAAUUCCACUCCAAGCUCCAAGAAGCCACCAACUUCCCCCUGCGACCUUUUGUCGUACCCUUUCUGAAGGCCAACUUGCCAUUGCUCCAGAGAGAGCUGCUGCACUGUGCCAGGCUUGCCAAGCAGAACCCUGCUCAGUAUCUGGCCCAGCACGAGCAGCUACUCCUGGAUACCAGCACCACGUCCCCGGUGGACUCUUCUGAGCUCCUGCUUGAUGUCAACGAGAACGGCAAGAGAAGGACGCCAGACAGAACCAAAGAGAACGGCUUUGAGCGAGAUGCCGCCAUCCAUCCAGACGUCCACCCGAGCAAACGGCCUUGCACCAUGAGCCCCGCCCAACGCUUCAGUCCCUCCAAUGGGCUCUCCUACCAACCCAAUGGGCUGCCCCACCCAGGCCCCCUCCCUCCCCAGCACUACAGACUAGACGACAUGGCCAUCGCCCAUCAUUACCGUGACACGUACAGACACCCAGCCUCCAACCACAGGGAAAUCCGAGAGCGAGCCAGACCUAUUGGUAUGCAUGCAGGGAGCCGGCAGGAGGAGGUGAUUGACCACAGGCUGACAGACAGGGAAUGGGCUGAGGAGUGGAAGCACCUUGACCAUGUAAGAAAACUGCUGAACUGCAUCAUGGACAUGGUGGAGAAAACGAGGCGCUCGCUGACUGUGCUGCGGAGGUGCCAGGAGGCCGACCGCGAGGAGCUCAACUACUGGAUUAGGCGUUACAGCGACGCCGAGGAGCUGAAGAAGGGGGCUUCCAGCGGGCAGUCGAGGCAGCAGAGCCCUGCGGCACAGGAAAAUGCAACGUCAGAGAUUCACAGGGAGCUGUUGCAUCGGCCUGUGUCCGGUUAUGUCCCUGAAGAGAUCUGGAAAAAAGCCGAAGAGGCGGUGAACGAGGUCAAGCGACAGGCCAUGUCUGAGCUGCAGAAGGCCGUGUCGGAGGCAGAGCGAAAGGCUCACGAGAUGAUCAGCAGCGAGCGGGCAAAGAUGGAGCGCACGGUGGCUGAGGCCAAACGUCAGGCAGCCGAGGACGCGCUCUCCAUUAUCAACCAGCAGGAGGACUCCAGCGAGAGCUGCUGGAACUGUGGUCGCAAGGCCAGCGAGACGUGCAGCGGCUGUAAUACCGCGCGUUACUGCGGCUCCUUCUGCCAGCACAAGGACUGGGAGAAGCACCACCACGUCUGCGGUCAGACCCUCCAGGCCCAGCAGCAGCAGCAGCAGCAGCAGCAGCAGCAGCAGUCCGGCCAGCAGCCAGGAGGAGUUUCAGGCUCAGAGACUCCUGCUCCCAUCAGCUCCUCGGCCUGCACGCCAAGCAGCGGCACCGGGAGUCCGGCCGCGACCCCGCCGGCCGCCACUCCGCGCUCCUCCACCCCCAGCACCCCGUCCUCCUCUGCCCUCGACGGCACACCUCGCUAAGGAAAGCUUCCCACGUUCGACACAGUCGCUCUGAGACCCACAAGCAGCAUGACUGUCCACAGCUUGACAUUGCCUUGCAAAAGAUUCCAGGAAAUCCCGACUAACACGUAGGGACGAUGCGGUCGAAGGAGGAGGACGAUGAGGUCAAUAAUCAGGUCAUAUUGACUUGCCGUGACUUUAAAGAGACGCAAAGAUAUUCUUUGUUUUGAAUGAAUGAACUGAAAAAUCCUUUUAUUGCUACCCUUCUCUACUCUUGUGCGUUUGUCGUUGUACCCGUCGUUGUCAAUGUCGUCAUUGUAGCUUAUCUUUCUUUUGUAAAUACAAAACGACCGAUCAGAGGAACUCAAGACCUCCCCUUUUACAGACGUUCCGUUCAUCAUCUUCCAUUCAAGCUUUAUUUCCUCACCGCGCCAGCCCUUACGCCCAGGUUACCUAUACGUACAGAGCAGAAUGACUGAAGCGGCCGAUUGCUCGCUGCAAAUGAAGAAAUUAGAUUUCAAUACAGGCUGAUGAAUAAAUAAGGGAUGGACCGAUCCUCUGGCUCGCAGACCCAGCCGCCAAAGAAACGGGCAGAUGUGCGGCAGAUUGCAAGCCGAGCCAGCUGUUCAGCCGGCAUUAUUUCCCUCUCACUUGUCGUAAUAUCCAGGUCAGUGGGCUGUGAAAUCCGAAUCCCCCCCGAAGGAUGUAAAAGGAAGACUUCUUGGAGAGAAUGCAAAAACUUUGCCCGCAGCACACACACACACACACACACAGGCGUGCAGGAUGCGCUGCGAAGCAUCUCGCGUGCACGCUCGCUGGCUUACAAAAGCGCUUUAACAACCAGAAAAUGAGGUUAUCAUCUUGCCGGCGAGACUGUCAGACAUCUUCAAUGGCAGCUGCUGGGCGGCUCAGACCUGGAAAACCAACAGUGUGCCGACACGCUCCUCCCGUCUCAGCCUUCCUUUCGGGCCGUUCAUUCCUUUUCCGUAGACGUCAUGCCGUUGAGCUUUCUGUCCUGUGGCGUCGCCGAUGGUUAUUUAUUGAACAUGUGUUGGACACUUGUGACAAUGCAUAGCACCUGGGAAAAAAAAGUCACAGUUCAAACUCUUCAUAAUUCCAUCUCUAGCUGGAGCAAAAAGAGAUAAAAAAAAAAGAAGUGUUAACUUUUUUUUUUUUAAAGCUGCUUUUCUAUUCUGUGUGUAGGUGGUAGAUUCUUUGUAGCUUCAUAAGUUUUAUCCUCUCAUCCCAUGAAAAGACACAAUAUUAUAUUUCAGAGCUGCUACUUAAUUUCGACCCAGAUUACUAGCAUGUUGUGUGGAAUGCUAAGCUAAUUGUUUUGUAAAAGGGACACACAAUGCUGGGAAAAAGCAUUUGCCCCUCACAGACUUCUUUUGUUUUUUGUUGUUUUUUUUGUUACACGUAAAUGUUUCAGAUCAUGAUGGGUUGCUUAUUGAAAUAUUUUACCCUACUUCGUGUUGUCAGACAGGUAACUACUUUAGUGAUUCUUAGUCUGCCAGUAAGCAGGCCUGGGCAUGGCUAGAGAGUUUGAAUUCAGAUUUACCAAAAAAAAAUAAAACUGAAUUUUGUAUUUACUCAGGAUAUCUUAGUCUGACAUCGAUACGACGAUCUGAAUUAUUUAAAAGAGACAGAAAAAGCAAAAAACAAAUCUGUGAGGGGACAAAGGCCUUUUUGCUGCACUGUAUAUAUAUGUAUUUGCACUGUCAUGGAAGUUAUUUUGGCAUGCUUCUUUUCAACAUUCUCAGAGCCAUAAUUCAUCAACAGUUUUGUAUACUGUAUUAGCAUCAUCAUCCUUUUUAUUAUCUUUUUUUUUUUUGGACAGAUGUGGUUUAAAAACACGAACGCAUCAAAAUCCCUUUUCCCCCCACAUAACACUUAAAGAAUAGCACCCAAAAUGUUUUUUUUUUAAUUUAAAUAGCUACACGCUGUGCAUGUACAUUACUGAAGAUUUGUUAAAUAUUUGUUUUUUUGAAAAAAAAAAAAAAGAAACUGCAAAACAACCAAAAAAAGUCAAAAUACAAAAAAAAAGUACUCUAACAAAGUGAUUUUCCAAAUGCAGAGGUGUAGACUUCGAUUGACAGCUUUAACACUGCAAAGCACCAGGUCACGCAAACACACACACACACAAACACACACACACACACAGUAUUACAUCAUGAGUGCAACAUGAAACACCAAAAACAGCCAAAGACUGACACCAAGGACCAAAAUUCUGAUGUAAACAUGUCUUAAAAGAGGUUUGUCCACUUAGAUGUUUGAUCACUUUUUUUCCACAGGUUUGGUUCCUGCUGUAAAGACCAAAACUUCAACGUCACAAACUACAUUUAUUUUUAACCCUUUGUGGAUCUCAGCUGUACCCAUUAAGAGAGAGAGGAAAACAAGUGGGAACGCAACAUCAAAAUAAACUGCAGUGUUACAUUUUACCUGGAGCAAUAAUACAGAAUGUGACAUGGUAAAUAUUUUGUUAAAAACUCAAGAUGUGUUAUUAUACAUUUGUUGUUAAUUUUCCCAUCUCAUAAAAGUCAGAUUUAGUUAGUUAGGUAGUUAGAGAUGCACUGAUCGGAAUUUUCUUGGCCAAUUUCUCCAGUCUUUGUCAGGUUUUUGAUGCACCAAUACCAAUUUCUCUUUGAGGAUUACAAUAUAAGCAACAUUUCAAAAAAAAAAAAUAAUAAUAAUUCUAGUCUGCCAUGACCAGCUGUUUAUUUAUACUAGAAGCAGAAAAAACAUCCCACCAUCGGUGUGAGAGAAGAAUGGCAAAACAACGAAAGUCUGAUUAUGCGGUUCACAUUUUAAGCUGUGUUCGGCCACAGCAGCAAUUAGUGUGGUGGGAGCCAAACCUAAACUAACAUUUCCAAACGGCUUUCCAAAAAGGAUGAAACAGAGAAAUGUUGGUGUGUCCUGCUGAGCGGUUCCCUUAUCUGCUGAACUUUUUAGUCUCUCUCAUUCUCUCGAGGCCUGGUUGAAAAGCAUGAAAUGUCUUUGACCAGUUGUAGAAAAUACGGUUUCCUUUUAAAUGACUGUGCUUCCGCUAACAUCGUUAACCUCAAUAAUACUGAAAAUAGCUAUUUUUGAGUGUUCUUUCCUCAUGACAUCUACACCGAAGAGGGUUUUUUUAAAUGUCUGGUAUCAUAAUCUGGUAAUGCAAAGGUUUGGUGCAUUCAGUGAUCAGGAUAGAGAUCCGAUCUUGUAAAUUCACCAGUCGGGAUCGGUUAAGAUGAUUUCUCGGUGCAUCAGCAUAUUUAGUGUCCAUGUCAGCUUUUAGUCUGUUUUUAAUUUCCCCCAAAUUGUACUUAAAGCUUGACUUUUACACCAAUAUCAUUUGCAUUUGCAUUUGUCCCCAGGAGGUUUACAUAAAAUAUCGGAUUAAUAAGUUGAAGCUUUGUUCUAAAUCUACAAUGUCAAUAAAACAAACCUCUCAUUUGCAUUUAGAGAGCACUGACAUACUCAAAGGCUCCUCACCCAAACGCCUUGGUGCUAUUACAGAAGCCUGUUACAAGAAUAUAUUCUGACCUCAAGAAAACAAGUGGAUGCCCUCAAAUGUUUGGGGAACUUUGCUCCCUCUAUACUUCCCUGUUUCUUUUCUCAUGUCAAAUUAAAAACUCACACCUGCACUCUUGAAUUCGAAGGGUCACACGGUCCAAAAUAGGUGUCCGACACCUCACUCCCAAUUUCUAAGAUGCUGUGACGAGACAGCCAAGCUGUCGGAACACAACUGUAUGAAAAACAAUACAACAGACAUCCAUCAGGGCAAAAUCUGAGUUGAAAAAGAAAAAAAAAAAUGAAGAUAAAAUCUCAGUCAACCAUUCUUAGAGAAGCUCUAUUUUACCUUUAUUCCCUUCUCUAGCUGUGCUUUGCUACAAAUUUCUAGGUGGCAACCCAGUUUAUCUCACUCUACCUCUUAGAGCACGUUAAGAGCAUCAGUUGUGGCACUGAUACUGGUCUAGUCUAAACCAAAUGGGCACAAGAGAACAGGAAAAAUAAAAACCCAAAGUCAAAGCUCAUACAGCUGCAAAACCAUAUCACUACUUGGUAACAAUGCAGACCUCAUAAAUAAAUGAAACAUAAACGAAUAGAAAUAAGAAAAAAAAAACAGAAAAAAAGAUUUUGUUAUGUUCCUGUAAGACUUUGAGUACACCAAGAGUUUGAAAUGUUUGAACAAAUCUAAAAAUGUGUGCAAAUUUUAAAGAAAAAAAAAAGUUGUUUCUUAUGUUUAUGAUACAAAGUUAAGAUCACGGAGAAGAAAUGUCUCGUUCUUUUUUUUUUCUUCCCUCUUUUCUCCUUUUGUCUGUUGUAAAGACCUGCAGAUGUGCUUGUCGACCUGUCAGCUGGGGAAAAUAUACAAAAAGGAAAAUCCUGUAAAAAAAUAAAAAAUUUAAAAAAUUAAAAAAUUAAUUAAAUUAAUUCAAAAUAAAAUAUAAAAAAUAAGUCCAAUGAUUUAGACUUGCCUAUUAUUUAAAUUUCCUAGAUAUUAGGAAAAAAAUGCAGGGGCUAACAGCAAACUGCGUAGCAUUAACCAGAGGCAAUGAGUUGAACUUCAACGGUGGGUGGGGGAGGGUUUUUCUGGUCUGUUGGCAAAAUGUAAAAAGAAAAAGAAAGUUCUGAUAAUUUGACGUUGUUGUGCAAUACUUUAAUAAGAUAUAAAAACCACAGGUUAGUGGUAGCCUGACACAGAGUGGUUUUUAAAUCACUUAGAGUCAGUGUCUUCUAGAGAGCUUUCCAGUCUACUAUGUCAGAACUGUGGUUUCUUGUUGAUUUAUUUCUUUUGGUUUCUUAAUUUUAAUUUCAGUUUUUUGUUUUAUUUUUUUGGGCUGUAAACUAUGGUCUGUCAGUCUGUGAAACUUUGCAGUAUAAUUCUGGUAUUGUUGUUCUCUUUACAGUGUAAUAAAUAUGUUAAUUCUUGCCCAUAGA
Molecule: messenger RNA, 7259 nt
Organism: Fundulus heteroclitus (mummichog)
Lineage: Eukaryota; Metazoa; Chordata; Actinopteri; Cyprinodontiformes; Fundulidae
Gene: runx1t1
Product: RUNX1 partner transcriptional co-repressor 1
Exons: 11
Coding region: 513-2354 (613 amino acids)
Biological process (GO): negative regulation of DNA-templated transcription; DNA-templated transcription
Cellular component (GO): nucleus
Molecular function (GO): transcription corepressor activity
Source: RefSeq, a predicted model, not a curated record